Molecule: messenger RNA, 543 nt
Organism: Echinostoma caproni
Lineage: Eukaryota; Metazoa; Platyhelminthes; Trematoda; Plagiorchiida; Echinostomatidae
Source: the annotation of a GenBank genome assembly
AUGCACAUAGAUUUUUGUAUUAUCUCUAUUACGCAGAAACUUCAUUCCACGGAUAACGUCCUCGAAUCGUCUUCAGUGACCCAAUCCGGAAACAGUGUUCCUACCGCUUCCAACAGUCCAAAAGCAUCUUUGGCGAAUGCCUCACCCUCGCACAUCCCAACAAACUCAUCCAGCUUUCAACUUGGGGAUCGGGUACAAGUAUCUGGAGGUCGUGUGGGUACUUUACGUUUUCUCGGAACUACGGAAUUCGCUGCUGGUGAAUGGGCUGGAAUAGAGUUAGACGAACCGAUUGGAAAGAAUGACGGUUCUGUUGCCGGAAAAAGUGGUCUUCGUUUGUCGGCCUCCACCGUACUUCUAUUUAUAAUCGCUGUCCUUCCGAAGACGGUAAAUCUGGUGUCUCCAAUUCUUUGUAUCCGCAUCAAGGAUCAUUUCACUGUCGAAGUAGACUGGCACCAGCCAUACAAAUAUGAUCAUCAUGACAUCUUCACUCGACUGAAGGAUUGGAUGACGUCAAUUCCGGAUCUGAUCGCUCCGGAUCAAUAA